Messenger RNA from Penicillium salamii, 1707 nucleotides. NCBI's taxonomy places the organism in Eukaryota, Fungi, Ascomycota, Eurotiomycetes, Eurotiales, Aspergillaceae. The record is from the annotation of a GenBank genome assembly.
AUGACGAUCAAAACAGGAGACCAGGAGUCUCCCGAGGAUUCGACCUCUCGCGCCGACCCCAAACCCAGUGUCAAAAGCCCUCCGCCCCCCGAGACUCCAGCCGCUGUCCAAACGCGGUUCCGAGUGAUAGCAGCUUUUUGGGCCGUGAUCAUAUUUUUGGGAUUCCCAAUAUGGUGGAAAACAACAUCAAUCUAUAGGGCAUCUCUCCCUAUCGAGGAGAUGGUGGAUUGGGCUGGUGGCAAGCCGUUCUGGCAGGCAUGUCGACCAGUGUUUCCCUUGGACAUUCAUCUUGCGACCCCUUCAAUGCAGUCUGCCGAUGCGCAGCAUCUCCUUCGCACGACACAGCACACUCUCGAUGACCUCAAUGAGUUCGCAGCCCAUCACCUCCGACUCAAGUUGGCCAACGAUAGCGCAUCCGAUUACGGGGAGGGUGACCUGGGGGCUGACGCCUCUGGAGAAGUGGCAGACACCGCAUUGACUGUUCGGCUUCUUCCACAGGAGAACCUCCUUGGCCCGCGCUCAGAGCUCCACGCUGCCGCCACCCAGCUCGAUGUCUUUUAUCCACCAAACCAAGUCCCAGCACCUUCGUCUUGGAACUCUCCCCUUUCCACAUAUAUCGCAGAGGAGCUGCAGGGGCUAUAUGGCGAGGAAAAGGCGACCAUCGCACACAUAUUGCACACCGCCGGGCUCGCUUCAACCUCGCCCCAGCUCGCCGAGGACAUCAGCCGAAGGCUACGUCGAUCGAUGAAGUAUGCCGAGACAUAUCAUCUGUCAUUCUCGCUCUUCACCCCUGGCUCUAGGCCCUCUUCGUGGGAUAUUGAGGCCGCUGUGAAUGAAUAUGUUUCUCCUCUCUUGAAGGCAUUAUCGCCCAUCAGCGACUUCACCGUGGACACGCAAGUGCAGCUAUAUGCAAACUUUGCCCCCACAGCACCCAAGCCUGAGUUUGACGAAUCCGAGGCAGCGUGGACAUUAAAGAAGGAAGACCUCAGUGCUUUCGUCAACGCUGCCGAAUGGCCGCUGAACCCCAGCAUCGGAAGCGGACCUACAAUCAACUUCAUCCUAUAUGUCCCAGAGCCCUCCCAGUCGCCACUAAUUGUCAAGGAAAAUCGUGCUUCAAGUUGGAUCGUACCGCAAUGGGGCGGUGUAUUCCUCUUGAACCCAACGCUUUCCAAUGACAAGACGGGCGAGUCCAAUCCUGCCCACCUAUCUCAGGAUUCCUUGGGCCCUGCCUUCAUGACCUUUUCCCACCAGCUCCUCACUCUUCUUGGCACUCCUAGUACCCCCGCCUCUCUCCCUCUUCGUCUUCAAACAUCUAUCCGCGUUCGCGCGGCCACUCUUCUCCUAUCUGCAUCAUCUACCAUGGGCUCACUUGCAAGUCUGACCGAGUCUCUUCCCUCCAUUCCCAUCCCAGCAACUGUGGCCACGUCUGUAUCUACGACCCUCUCUCACUUAAGCUCUACCUGUUCGCAUCUGCGGGAGGGUCGCUUUGGCGCUGCUCUUGCCAGCGCCCGAGUCGCAGAGACGGAAGCUGAGCGCAGUUUCUUCGAAAAGAGUAUGGUGGGCCAGGUCUACUUCCCCGAUGAGCAUAAAGUCGCAGUCUACCUUCCCCUUCUGGGCCCUAUUGGUGUGCCUCUUGUGGUUGGGUUGCUUAAGGAGGUCAAGAGGAUUAUAGCCGGACGCAAAGCGAAGAGGGCCGCUGCAUCAUAA